This is a messenger RNA of Vicia villosa (hairy vetch), 965 nucleotides long. RefSeq lists its product as uncharacterized. NCBI's taxonomy places the organism in Eukaryota, Viridiplantae, Streptophyta, Magnoliopsida, Fabales, Fabaceae. The record is from RefSeq and is a predicted model, not a curated record. The coding region runs from base 160 to 828 and encodes 222 amino acids. The transcript has 3 exons.
ACAAAACUUGUUUCUUGGUAGAAAAGCAACCCCCACUCUCAAGCAACUUCUUUGUUUGGUCAGUGAUCUAGCUGUACAAAUCAAUAAUGCCAAUUGUACAAAACUAAAUAAGGUGGCAAUGUAAUGCAAGUGGAAACUAAAUUAAGAGUGUAAAGGUCAAUGGCCAAUCAAGUCAAGUUAAAUGUUAAUAUGAAUGAUAUAUCAACCGGCCUCACACCACGGUCAUGGGAUUUGAAAACAAUGACAAAAGAGCAUGGGUUGACAGAAUUAUGCAGGCAAGCUGAAAAAAGGGAUGUUAGCACAGCUCUAUCUGUCAUUCAAUCCAACACAUCAGCUGCAACAUUCUUGGCCUCAGUUUCUUUGACUCUUUCUUCUCUAAUUGGAGCUUGGAUUUCCAGUAACUCCAAUAUUUUCUUCCAGAGUCAAUUAAUCUAUGGUGACACAAGUGCAACCACAGUUUCCAUUAAGUACAUUUGCUUACUUACAUGCUUUCUCCUUGCUUUUUCAUGUUUUGUUCAAUCAGCAAGACACUUUGUUCAUGCAAACUAUUUGGUAAGCAUACCGGAUAGUUUUGUUCCAAUUAGUAGUGUCGAAUUAGCAGUAAUAAGAGGUGGUGAUUUUUGGUCACUCGGUCUUCGAGCUCUCUAUUUCGCACUAAACUUGCUUCUCUGGUUCUUCGGUCCGAUACCUAUGUUUAUUUGCUCAUUGGUUAUGGUUAUGGUUCUUCAUUAUCUUGACUCCAACUCGAGGCCACUGCAUCUGCAUCCUACUAGGUCUCAGGGUGGCAAGUUUCAGAUGGCAAAGAACAAUGGAUUCAACGUUGUUUGAUAAUGAAGCGCGAAUUCGGUGAUAUUGAUGUAUGAAAAAUAAUGUAUCUUAUUCUUCUCAAUGAUUAUAUGAUUACAUCAGAAUAUUCUCAACAAAGCAAUAAAAAUGAAAAAUUAGAGUGGAAGGGUUGAAUGACA